Molecule: messenger RNA, 1629 nt
Organism: Paramecium pentaurelia
Lineage: Eukaryota; Ciliophora; Oligohymenophorea; Peniculida; Parameciidae
Source: the annotation of a GenBank genome assembly
AUGUUGUGCAUUUUUUUGUUCUAAUUAGUAAUUGGACUAAGUGAACGUCCAAAAAAUAUUAGUGACUUGUCAAACUUACUCUAUGGUUUCGAAUAUAAAGGACUAUGGACAUCUUAGAAAAAAGAAUAAUAAUUUCAAUACUUGACAGUUGAAUAAGGAGAUGCUUAUAUGAUAUUCUUGCCAAACAAUACUUAAUAAGAUAAUAAUGGAGUGAUCGAUCGAUUUGAGUUUCAACUAUUGAAUCCAAAAUACUAAGAAUUGAGACAAGUUAUUGGUAUAUUUAAAUUGACAAAUUACUCUGACAGCGACAUGUAAUAAGUGAUUUAAUGUUAGUUCAUUCGAGAACAUCAGUACUUUGAACUACACAACAGCCUACAAAUUCAGAAGAAACUAUUAUUCAAAAGAGAAUUGUGAAAUAGCAUAUACUGUCAAUAUCGAAUUUUAAGAAGAAAAAUAUGAUAAGGAACAUGCUAAGAUCCAAGUACAUAUGAAGACUCAUAAUAAUUCUAUGGAUGCUCGUUGUGAUGUUGAUAUAUUAAUGGAUUUGAUGCUUGACACCACAAACAAUUUAUUAGUCAUUAUUAUGUAUUGUGCAAUGUCUGUGAUGAUAUGUUUUACGUAAUUCUUAUGCGUCACAAAACUUUGUAAAGCAUUACUUGAGAAUGAGGAAGACCCAAACAAAGUAAAUGUCUAAAACUUAUAUUAGAUCUCACUUUUUGCAGUGGGCUAUUUGACUAUACAAGAUUCCUAUAUAUGUUUGUAAAAUCUCUAUGAAGCAUUGAUUAAUUAUGUAAUAAAUUUUAUCAAUCCUAGCAAUAUUUCUAAUACUUCAUAUUACCUGCAUUCUUUUACUUCUUAUUGGCAACCACUUGUGAUAUGAAAUUAAUAUGGAUAGUUUGGAGAAGUCGACAUUUAGAAGAUCUAUUUGAUUAAUAAAGAAUGAGAAGGGCUAUAACUUACUUUUUUGCAUAAUUUUGUAAUAAUCUCUAACUUACUUUAGAUUUUAGCCUCAUCUUAUAUUUUAUAUUGAUGUACUUCUUUUUCACUUAUAAUUGGUUUAUUUGUUUAACUGGUUUAUGUCUACUACCAUAAAUAAUUCAUAACAUUCGACUUGGUAAUAACCCUAGAUUUAUCUCUUAUUUUGUUUUUGGUAUUUUGGUACCAAGUAUGAUUUAUCAAGUAUUUCAUUAUAAUAAUUUAGAUUUACAAUAGAGGAUGUCCAAGUAAUUUACGUGGUCUUGAACCUUCUUUAGCAUUUUGUAUGAUCUAUUUGAGUGAAUACUUGCUCUAGAUAAUUAUCCUAUAUAUCCAAUUCAAAUUAGGUCCAAGAUCUUUUAUUCCAAAAUGUUUCUUACCAAAACAAUACAAUUAUUAUAGAACACUUAAUAUAUAAGAAGAUCAUGUACUGAAAAUCUAAUCUUAUUUUCUAGGAAGAAUGUGCAAUCUGCUUAACUUCAUUGAUGGAAGAUCCAUUUGAUACACAAGCACCUACUUAAAAAUUAGUAAUCAAAUAAGCCAUGUAAACCCCUUGUAAUCAUUGGUUCCAUCCAUCUUGUCUACGUAGUUGGAUUGAUAUUAAAAUGCAGUGUCCCACAUGCCGUUCAGAGUUACCACCUCUAUUAGAAUGAA